AUGCCUGCCUUGGGUGCUAUUACCUUUCCUCUGUGGUCCAAACGAGACAACAAGGUGGCCCUUUCCUCCAACCUGAGAAGCUAUCUGCUUCAAUUAUCCCAGGGAGAGUGUACCCGUGGUAGAAUGAUGUACUCCUGCAUUCGGCUUCAGACGGCAAUAGAAGCAGCAUACAAAGGCACCGAGAAGUCUGAUCUUUUCUGGCUAGCAGAUCAUCAGCUUACGUCAGACUUCUCCCUGAAUAUUCCUUCAGUUAAUGUUGCACAUCUUACUCUUUCCUUGAUGGAGGAAGCAAGUAUAUAUCGUCUGGACGCAAUGCUUUUGGAGUUUGACGUUGCCAAAUUUCAUUCCAUCAUGAGCAAAGGAAGAGCCUUCCUGGACUAUUUCAUAUCCGUCCCUACAUCGAAUUUUGCCCACUUCUCAUUUGCUGAAUGGGACCGUCUAAUUGCAGUGAUUCGUGUUACCACAGAGAUUCUUUCAGCUGCAGCUGGUCUGCCGGGCAUCAUUGCAGCGGUUGGAGAAGAAUCUCGGACCCUAACCAGAUACCUUGAAUGCUUGGCGAAUCGUAUGGAAAAACUUUCGCAGUCUGGCCGGAACCCCGGAGAAUUCCCUGAUAUGUUUUAUCUGUUCAAGUCUGUCUUAGAUUUACUAUGCCCUCUUCCUCUCGCCGCAACUUACGACCAAGGCCUACCUCCAGCUGUGAAUUCUGAACCGCAGCCCGGAAUGAAGCGAUGUCCGGUUCUGUCUGGUAUUCAAGGGACAGAGUUCUGGGAUGCAUAUCAAACCUCUGUUCCUGCUGAUGACAUAGAGAUCAAUCUUGAUAUGUUGUUCACUAAUGAGUUUCUAUCAGAACUACCGUCUGAGCAAUGGAUGGACACUUCCAGGAAUAUCAGCUAUACUUGA
Molecule: messenger RNA, 900 nt
Organism: Aspergillus caelatus
Lineage: Eukaryota; Fungi; Ascomycota; Eurotiomycetes; Eurotiales; Aspergillaceae
Exons: 3
Coding region: 1-900 (299 amino acids)
Source: RefSeq, a predicted model, not a curated record